CGCGUCACCAGCCCCGGGCGGGACGCAACCAAUCGGCACGGGCGCUGAGGGUGAGGCCCCGCCCCUCCCCUCCGCUGAGGAGGCGGGCUAAGGGGGCACACGGCAGGGGUGGGGAGGGCAGGUUUGAGGUGUCCGGUCCGGCGUCUGCGGGGGGCCCGUUCCCGAUCCCGAUCCCGAUCUCGAUCCCAGGCGUGUAGCUGGAGCGCGGUGCGCGCAGGGCCGCCCCUUCUCGGAUGUACGCGCGCCUUGGGCAGCUCCGUAAUAGGACGUAAGAGGUGGGCUCUCCGCUCUGGACACCCUCCCAGCGUGGUUAAAGUUGAGUGCGAACCGCAGAGACUGAAGUGUUGCAGCUGCUGGGAGAGGUGCGGCCGUCUGUGGUGACCGGCGCGCGGACCCCCGGGCCCCUCCGCCAAUCCCGGUGUGUGGGCUUGAUGCCUGGGAGAGACGCUCCCUGUCCCGCUCUGGUGGUCUAGUAGGAAACACGCUUCAGUCCCCGUGCCCGCGAGUUUUGACCCGAAAAAAGGAAGAGCUGAAUAUGAAAGUAUUGGUUAUUGGCCUUGGAGGCGUAACAAAUGGGGGGAAAACAACGCUAGCAGAAAAGCUUAAGAAAAUGCUUCCCAACUGUGAUAUAAUCUCUCAAGAUGACUUCUUUAAGCCGGAGUCUGAAGUAGAAACAGAUGAACGUGGAUUUAAGCUAUAUGAUGCACUUGAUGCCCUCUAUAUGGAUGAAAUGGUGACAAAGAUUCACAACUGGAUAAAAAGCCCAGCAAGCUCAGGGGUUGUGACAGAAGAGCCACAGAGUGCAUGUGACAAUCAGAAAAAUGUUUAUAUUUUGAUUGUUGAAGGCUUUCUGCUUUACAAUUAUGAGCCACUUAAUGAACUUUGGAAUAGAAGAUAUUUUUUGACCCUUCCUUAUGAAGAGUGCAAAAGGAGAAGGAGCACCAGAGUCUAUGAGCCAGCAGAUACACCGGGGUACUUCGAUGGACACGUGUGGCCUAUGUAUCUGAAAUAUAAAAAUGAAUUGGAAGAGAAUGGAAGUAUGCAAGUUGUUUAUUUGGAUGGAACAAAAUCCCAAGAGGAGCUUUUAUCCUAUGUGUAUAGUGAUAUAAUGCAGGAAUUAAACAAGCUGAGGGAAGAAAAACGAAUAUGCAUGAACGAGUGAACAGAACAGAGAGGCAGUUUAAGUCUCUCCCAGCUAACCAACAGAGUCUUCUUCCUCAAUUUCUUCCACACCUUGACAAGAUUCGGAAGUGCAUUGAUCAUAAUCAAGAGAUACUACAGACCAUUGUGAAUGACUGCGUUCAUAUGUUUGAAAAUAAAGAAUAUGGAGAAGA
Molecule: messenger RNA, 1334 nt
Organism: Pseudopipra pipra
Lineage: Eukaryota; Metazoa; Chordata; Aves; Passeriformes; Pipridae
Gene: NMRK1
Product: nicotinamide riboside kinase 1
Exons: 9
Coding region: 536-1162 (208 amino acids)
Cellular component (GO): cytoplasm
Molecular function (GO): ribosylnicotinamide kinase activity
Source: RefSeq, a predicted model, not a curated record